AGCACCAUGCCCUACAACUGCUCUCUGCCCAGCUUCAGCUGCCGCAGCAGCUGCGCCACCAGGCCCUGCGUGCCACCCAGCUGCCAGCCAUGCUGCUCCCUCCCCGGAGCCCGCAACAUCCCCGCCAACAUCGGGACCUGCGGCUGGUUCUGUGAAGGCUCCUUCAACGGCAACGAGAAGGAGACCAUGCAGUUCCUGAACGACCGUCUGGCCAACUACCUGGAGAAGGUGCGCCAGCUGGAGCGGGAGAACGCCGAGCUGGAGGCCAGGAUCCGCCAGUGGUGCCAGGAGCAGGUCCCCUUCGUGUGCUCGGACUACCAGUCCUACUUCCGGACCAUCGAGGAGCUGCAGCAGAAGAUUCUGCUCACCAAGUCUGAGAACACCCGGCUGGUGGUGCAGAUCGACAACGCCAAGCUGGCUUCGGAUGACUUCCGCACCAAGUACCAGACGGAGCUGUCCCUGCGCCAGCUGGUGGAGGCCGACAUCAACGGUCUGCGUCGCAUCCUGGAUGAGCUGACCCUGUGCAAGUCUGACCUGGAGGCCCAGGUGGAGUCACUGAAGGAGGAGCUGCUCUCUCUCAAGCAGAAUCAUGAGCAGGAGGUCAACUCUCUGAAGUGCCAGAUUGGCGAGCGACUGAACGUGGAGGUGGACGCCGCCCCGACCGUGGAUCUGAACAGGGUGCUGAACGAGACCAGGUGCCAGUACGAGGCCCUGGUGGAGACCAACCGCAGAGAUGUGGAGGAAUGGUUUGUUAAGCAGACAGAGGAGCUGAACCAGCAGGUGGUGACCAGCUCAGAGCAGCUGCAGUGCUGCCAGUCAGAGAUCAUCGAGCUGAGACGCACCGUUAACGCUCUGGAGGUGGAACUUCAGGCGCAGCACAACCUGAGAAACUCUCUGGAAAACACCCUGACCGAGACCGAGGCCCGCUACAGUUCCCAGCUGGCCCAGGUGCAGUGCAUGAUCACCAGUGUGGAGGACCAGCUGGCUGAGAUCCGCUGUGACCUGGAGCGGCAGAACCAGGAGUACCAGGUGCUGCUGGACGUCAAGGCCCGACUGGAGUGUGAGAUUGCCACCUACCGCAACCUGCUGGAGAGCGAGGACUGCAAGCUUCCCAGCAACCCCUGUGCCACAACCAACGCAUGUGGCAGGGCCAUUGGUCCCUGCUCCGUCACCCCCUGUGCCCCCUGCACUCCCUGCAUGCCUCGUUCCCGCUGUGGCCCCUCCAACUCCUUUGUGUGCUAACGUGGAUUCAGCUGCCAGGAGGAAAGGACGGCUGGCGGGUGCAUUUUGUGCCUGUACAUCAUUCAGUUUCUCCCCACAUCUCCCAAACUAUGUUGCAAGACCUCAUGACCCUUUCAAAAAUCAGGGAGAAUGAGGAGAAAUUCAUAUAGAGCACUGCCACUAAUCCUAGCUUUUCAGGCUCCUAAAAGCCGCCACCCACUCAAAUCCCAUUUGCUAUAGUUGCUCACUCUCCAAUCGGCAAGCUUAGAAACCUGCUCCCCGAGAACACAUGUGCUGUUCGUGGGACCUUUGCAACUUUUAUCUCUUCUGAAGGACAAAGAUGUUCUUUGGGA
This is a messenger RNA of Ornithorhynchus anatinus (platypus), 1574 nucleotides long. Its product is annotated as keratin, type I cuticular Ha1-like. The transcript is spliced from 7 exons. Gene Ontology annotation, molecular function: structural molecule activity. NCBI's taxonomy places the organism in Eukaryota, Metazoa, Chordata, Mammalia, Monotremata, Ornithorhynchidae. Bases 7 to 1242 code for a protein of 411 amino acids. The record is from RefSeq and is a predicted model, not a curated record.